Folsomia candida is the source of this 5403-nucleotide messenger RNA. Its product is annotated as neural cell adhesion molecule 1-B. Lineage: Eukaryota; Metazoa; Arthropoda; Collembola; Entomobryomorpha; Isotomidae. The transcript has 14 exons. Gene Ontology annotation, molecular function: protein binding. Bases 1201 to 2652 code for a protein of 483 amino acids. The record is from RefSeq and is a predicted model, not a curated record.
CAACCAAAGCCCCAUCCCAAACCAACCAACCAACUGACUCUUCACCUUUUCCUCCAGUUCUGCAACAAAUGAGGCUGCUCCGUCUCCCAACCUUACUUUCUCUUUGUGUCAACCCAACGCUUCACAGCUACCAUUCCAAAAAUAAAACAUAGUACGCAACCACCAGCAAGAUAACAACAACAAAAUCUUGAAACCAAUACGCAUAACCUGUCCAACUCAUACAUACACUCAUCGCAUUUAAACCUGUGUACUCAAUUACUGCCGAUUUCGAGGAUUAUCUUCAAUCAUAUAUGGGCCAUACUCAUACCAAUCCACUCCGAUAUCUGAGGCCAUUAUAAGUAAAAGCAAUUGAGGCAAGUGUCCAUUCCAGCGUGGAAAAAUUCUAAACAAGCCCUCGUAAUAGCAAUAAAUUUAAUAAACAAAGCGUGCAUUACAUCAUCUCUAUUAAAGACCACACGGCAGAAAAAACUAGUGCGUUAAUAAAAGGACUAAAUAGCUGACCUUGACUCUCGUAUACAUAUAAACAUAUAUUUUUCACCCAUAAAGUGACCCCUCUCACUCACACUCUCCAUUUGUUUCGGAUUCUAUCGUGAUUCAGAAUCAAACUGAGGCUUGAGCUUCAUUGCAUUCGCGUAUUUUUGUGGUUUGGAUACUAGUGUGGGUCGAGCGAGGGAGUAGAGCGGAUUUCCUCAAUUAGUUGUUGCGAGCAAGUUGUGAACCAUUCUGUGAAGCAUCUGCGGUACUGAGCUAGCUGCUCUGUGACCAGUGAGAGGCUUCUCAAUCUGAAGUUACGCUAUAAAUAUUCGGUCCAAAUCUAAAUUGAAUAAUUAUCUUUCGAGUUGUUCCAUUAAACUAACUGACACAUUUCAUUUUGCCAGACCAAACGCAAAAGGAGACCAUCAACGAGUUUGGCUCAAUUGGUGAAUUGGCUGUGCAGAAGAGUGGUUUUUGCAAACUGUUGUAUAUUGUGAACUAAAGUCGACGUUCUCGACUCUGCAGAUAUCCAUCUUCUUUGUACUUAUAAUAGGAAGCAACGUGUCUCAAGUUGUUGGGUGUGAGGUGAUAAUUGAUUUGUGGACUUACUGCUAAUUCCACCUUGUACACGUGAUUUCUCUGGGGAAAGUUCUUGGUCUGAAAGUGGUCGAGUGUAAAUAUAUAAAUUGCAGCAAACCUCUCGGUUACUCAGGAGGAAGAAUAAAAAUGGAUUUUAUGGUCAAGUUGGGAUUACUGGCUGUAGCCUGCUUAGGUCUCGUUGCGUUAACCAGCGGUCAGCAAGUCACAUUAAUUCCAGGAGAGAAAAACGUAAAGAAAUUUAUAAAUGAAUCCUACUUCGUAUCGUGUCAAACUCCAGACGGUUUGAGGGCGGACUGGUACAACUCAAGACAACAAAAAAUAGAUGGAAAUCCACAAAAUCGAAUCCGUGUCGAAACCAGUUUUGCUGUAGAUUUGUUCUUGACCAGAAUUACAUCCCAGGACUCUGGGACGUACACAUGCGUCACCAAUCGUGGUGGAAGAGCAUCUUUCAAUCUCAAUGUCCUUCGUCCGAUAACAUUUGACCUAAGUUAUGCGGAACAAUCAGCCUCCGAAGGAAAAAUGUACACCAUGAAGUGUGUCGCAAUGGGUCAAAAUGCUCCAAAGAUUUAUUGGAAAGUGGACAACAAAAACCCAAUGGCACCCAAAUUCAGGAUCACCAAAGAAAAUCACUUGAUUAUUCAAAAUGUGACCAGGGAAGACGGGAAAAGGCAAUAUGUUUGUAGAGCAAUGGAUAUGGAAUCUCCAGUACCAGAUGCCAAAACCAUGAACAUAACUUUGAAAGUUAAAACGAAGCCAAGAAUGGUUCAUGGAGCUCGACUUGAGCAUUGGGGAGUUUUGGGCGAGUGGGCAAAUUUGACAUGUGCUGUUAAUGCUGAGCCGCCAGCAAGAUUCGAGUGGGUUUUCAAAGAUCGGACAAUCACUCCAAAUGAUGAAAACUUUAUUCUCUAUCCACAAGAGAAUACUUCGAUUCUUCAGGUACUCGUUAGGAACGAAGUGAAAUUCGGCCAGUACAUUUGUCGUGCUCGUAACGACCAGGGUUACAUGGAAAAAGGGAUGAUUCUUCACAAGGGUCAAAAACCAGCCACUCCGGUUUUGGAGAUUGAUUUGGUGGCUCACGAUGGCGCAAGGAUCCGUGUCAGAGAAUUUCGCAACCCAUCAACCCGAGACCCCGCACAAGAAGAAGGCCGCAAAGGGAAAGCACUUCCAAUUACGGGCUACGUUGUUCAGUAUAAAAUGAUGACACGUAGUGACUGGAAGCCUGCAAAUUCCUCAAAAUAUGAAGAAGGUUUCGUCAUAAGAGAUCUCCAACCGGGUAUCACUUAUCAGGUUCGUGCAGCGUCUAGGAAUCAGGCAUCGGUCGGAGAGUACAGGAAAACGUGUCCAAGAAACAACACUGGGAAAGUUGAUGGUGACUGGCCAACGAGCACACAAACGAAAACGAAUUUUGCCCAACUUUUUGGUUUGCAAGAAUUGCCAAGCCACAGCCAUCCCAUCACGGUCCUCACGUCAAAAACAACGUCGUGGAGCAUUUCCCUGUCGACCAGCAUUUACAUGAACUCCGUCAUCUGGACAAUUCUCAACCUAAUAACCCUUUCCACGCUCGCAUUAAUAAUUUAAACCCUAUAAACAAUGUAUAUAUUUAUGUAUAUUAUUAUUAUUAUUCUUAGUUGUAAUUAUAUGCCAUACGACGUGUAUACAGUGCAACAUCGCUGGGUACAAUUACUUAUGUAGUUCUCGACCCCAUACUCAAUCUCUCGAUUUAUUUUAUAGCCCAUCUCCAUAGACCUUUAUUAAACAAGCGAAAAUGUCACAAAUGACAAACAAAUUCAAUUAAUUCAGGCCAAUGGUAGGUACAUAGGGCAUGUUAAAAGUGAUUGUAUUUAUUAUACCCCCUCCGUAUUGUUGUGUCAUAAGUAGUCCAUCUAAUACAUAAUCGAAUUUCACUCGCAGAAUUAAUUAUUCAAUCCAAUAAUAAUUAACUGUGUACUAUUUACAUAUAGUAUAUUAUUACCUAUCAAUCGAUCGUAUAUUAUGCAGAGGAAUAUUGAGUCCGUACCAAACACCAAAAGCAUUGUACAUAUGUAUGUACAUACACAGAUGCAUACAUAAAUAUAGUGCCAGCAUGGAAUAGCGUUAGCCAUCGUAAAUAUGCAUCCAUUUGUAGAGGAUUAUGAUUUCUUGGGGUUGGGAAUUUCUUCGAAACUUGCAGUUGAAAUCAUGGGGUGUUUAUCAUUUCAGCUUUAUUUCAGCUAGUUUUGGUAAAUCAGUUAGAUGUGUCAUACGAUAAAUGAUUGCCAUACUAUGUAAUGUUAUGAACAUAUUUAGCACAGUAUCUAGUCAAAUCUCAGCCUAUAUAUGUAUACACACGGUAGUACGUAAAUACUGUGUGACAACUCCAUCAAUCAGUUAAAUAUUCCAUAGAUAUGUAACGUACGUGAUCAUUGUUGUUAUUCCUGGAUGAAUAAAAAGUGAGGUGUACAAUACAAAAUACACGAUGAACUACAAAACAAACUAGUUAUGAAUUACUCCACAAACCAAACCGAUAAUUCUUAUGUCUACGAUGUACUGCUAAGAUUAUACGCCAGUGUUCAUUACAAAAUGUAAGACGAAUGUAGAAUAGCAUACUCAUAGCAUAACUCAUACAUACAUAUUUAGCGUAAGUAAAUUAUUUGAUAAGAAAGUAGACAUAAUAAGAAGCUGACUCAGUAAUUGAUUAGCCUCCAGCGGAUCACUAUUUAAAUAUUUAUAGUUAUAACUUUAAGUAAAUUAGAUAAAUAAUCCUAUUAAUUAUUUUCAAUUAACCACUAUUAAUAAAUUUGAAAAUCUGCGUACGGUGUGUGAGUGAAUCUUUUCUGCUAAUUACUUGUUAAUUAUUGUUGGUUAUUUAUUUAACAAAAAGUGUAAAAGCAGACCACGGAAUGAUUCCCAAGUGUGAACACGUACCUAUAUGGAAGUACCUCUACACCCACGACGAGCGAGCGUGUAAAAUGGCCGAAAUAAUGUUAUGAUGGCUUGAUAAUAAUGUUGCGCAUGUAAAUCCAAAUUCAAACUAAAAGUGUAAUACCUACAUUAUUCCAAAAUAUUAUAAACUUGCAAAAAUAUACUUUACAGCUACAAUAAUACGUACAGUCGCCGUUGCCAAAUCAUAAUAGCUUCACUUAAUUGAUACAUACAUGCUCGGCGUAUAAAUACAUUUUUCGGUUGUACUAUAUAAUAUUAAGGCGAAGAAAAAUUAUUAAUGUAUUCAAGUACAUUCAAAUCUUUAAAAAAACUGAAUCAAAACUCAAAUAAUUGAUCUGAUUUGCAAUCUCAAUCUCAAAUUGUAUUAAAAAAUUCGAAACAGCCCAAAUUAUAAAUGUAUUAUUAUAAUUUAGAAAUAACUUGAAAUAUCUGUAAGAGGUUUGAAAAUGUGAAGUGUAUGGAAAUGUCACUAAAGCUUUCAGUAAACGAUAUGAUCAGUAGCAUAUUUAGACAGGUAUAUGUACGCAUACUACGUAUAUCGGUGUAAUUGUGAAGGGUUUUAAAUUUCAUUCCAACGCUAUCUUUAAGGGGUGAAGCUAAUCUGUCUAUUUAUGUAUAAUUACUCAAUUAUUGAUGAUUAAAUAAUGCAUGCUUUCAAAAAAUAAAUAAGUGAGUGGUCAUGCAAGUUAUGAAAAAAGUUUUGAAAGGGCGAAUGUAUGAAGUUCUACAAAUUGUGAUGAAUGGUUGAAUGGAGUGGUCAUUGUUUCUGUAGCAGAUAUGUGUAUCUGUAUAUAAAUAAUAUGUAAAUAAAAAUAUCCUUGUAAAAAUAUGUAUCUGCUCCAAAACCAUCCUAUUGAGUAUUUGUUUGUAACUUUUGAUUUGCCUGACGAUUGAGUGCGGAUCAUAAACAUAUGUAGAAUGCUAAUCUUCUAACUAUUUAAUUUAGUUAAAAUGCCACAUGCUGUUUGUGGUUUACCUAACAUGUAAUUUUUAAUAGAAGCUUAGCUUUUGUAAUAAAAGAGAAUUGCGACGUGAAACCGAGACGCAUUAUAUUGCUGGAGAUGAUUUACAUUUUGUGUUUCAUUCGAAAUCAACUCGAGCAUUUAGCUCAAAUAAGAGUGCUGUUUUUCUUUAGGAAAUUAUCCUAAGUUCGGGUAACAAGUAAAUCUUGUCUGAUCAAAUAACGUAUGGAUGUAACUUUGAUUUAUUAUUCGGAAACCGCUUAGCUAAGAUUAAUUGCUAAUUUGAAAAGCGUAUAAAUUGGUGAGUAAAGUUAUAAAAACACAUAAUCCAAAUGUAACAAAAUUCGUUCUAAAUACGCAUGUAAGUAUGCAUUCGGGGAAAUAUUAAUUGUUGAUGGGACACAGAGAUACUCGUUAAAUCUUAAUAAAAAACAUUCCCUAGAAA